AUGGUUGCUUUGGCACAAAGACAGCUGGUUGCCCUGGCACAAAGGCAGCUGGUUAUUUCAGUUUCAUCAAGACUGGGUGGUUGGAGGGCAAAGCUUAGUAUUGGUUUAGAGGAUGGUGAUGGUUGGUUGGGAGGAGAGGACAGGGCAGUUUUAUCCUUUCAACUCCUCCACUUCUUGGAGUUCUCCAAAUGUGCUUCCUUGCUGGUGCCUAACAAUUACUCUUUUGCAAGGGUCAAAAAUGACUAUCCCAUCCAAUAUGACUUGGCUGAAGAUUUGUUGUUGCCCUCAAAAACUUUGGCAGUACCACCUCCACCAGGUUUACGGCCAAAUGCCUCAUCACAACAAUCUGGACAUACAUCCUUACAUGAUGAUGACAUGCCAGGGUAUUGGCAAUCUCCUUACAUGUUUCAGCCACCUGUUGCACCGAAACCACCAUACCACUUUAGCCUGAGCCACCCUGGAUAUAUGUUGCCACCAAGUAUGCCACCACCACCAAGCAACUCCCACUUAAUUCACUUGCAAGCCUUCCACUUUGAUACUGCUAGUAAUCCAAAUCCAUAUACAGAACCCUCCACAACUGCCUUGAUUUUGCCAUCUGUCACCUUGACAGACACUCCAGAUGAGUUUGAUGCAGCAGAAUAUGAAGUACUUGGUGAAGUCCAAGCCACACAAGGUGCCAAUUGGCCUACUAUUGGUUGGCUCAGUUUUACUAUUGUUCACUUUAUGAUGAUUCUUUUUUUCUCAUUGUUUAUCUGUUUUGUUUGCUUACUGGAUUAA
This is a messenger RNA of Melampsora larici-populina 98AG31, 777 nucleotides long. RefSeq lists its product as uncharacterized. Lineage: Eukaryota; Fungi; Basidiomycota; Pucciniomycetes; Pucciniales; Melampsoraceae. The coding region runs from base 1 to 777 and encodes 258 amino acids. The record is from RefSeq and is a predicted model, not a curated record. The transcript is spliced from 5 exons.